AUGAUCGCUAAGGUUCUGUCCGUUUUGGCUCUUAUGGCAGCAGUAUCCUGCCAAGAGCAUUAUCAACAUCAAUACAACACAGUCAUCAAGCACGAGGAGCCAAAGAAAAUCGAAGUGCACCAUUCUCAGCCCAUUCAUGUUUCCGAGUAUCAUGCAGCUCCGAUUCAGACCAUUCACGAGAUCCACGCGGCACCUCAACAGCGCUCUGGUUAUCAUGCCGUGUCCUCACAAAGUAUCAUUCGUCAUGAUACCAAGAAGGAGGAAGCCCCACAGCACUACUUCGUUGCUGCCCAACCCGCCCCGGUUCAUGAGGCAGUAGCUGUCCAUGCCGUGCCCGUUGUCAAACACGUACCUAUUGUUAAACACGUACCUGUACAUUACGAAGAAUCUCACAAGGAAGAGUCUCAUCAUGAGGAUUAUUACGCGUACCCCAAGUAUGCAUUUGAAUAUUCCGUGGAGGACCCUCAUACGGGAGACCACAAGACCCAGCACGAGACUCGCGAUGGUGACGUCGUGAAGGGUUUCUACUCUCUGCAUGAACCUGAUGGUUCAAUCCGCACUGUUGAAUACGCAGCCGAUAAAAAGAGCGGAUUCAAUGCUCAAGUAAAAUCCACGACGAAGCACGUACAACAAGAGAAUCAUCAUCACCAGUAA
Messenger RNA from Diatraea saccharalis (sugarcane borer), 654 nucleotides. Lineage: Eukaryota; Metazoa; Arthropoda; Insecta; Lepidoptera; Crambidae. The record is from the annotation of a GenBank genome assembly.